This is a messenger RNA of Triticum dicoccoides, 1271 nucleotides long. RefSeq lists its product as uncharacterized. Lineage: Eukaryota; Viridiplantae; Streptophyta; Magnoliopsida; Poales; Poaceae. Gene Ontology annotation, molecular function: protein binding. The transcript has 4 exons. The record is from RefSeq and is a predicted model, not a curated record. The coding region runs from base 52 to 405 and encodes 117 amino acids.
CUUCGCCGCCGCCACGGAUCCCACGGCGCCACCUCGCCACCGCUGGUCGCCAUGGCGCGGUGUCACCCCGCCGCCACCUCAGCCAAGCGCCGCGCCGCCCCUCCAAACCCUAGCCCGCCCCCUCCGCCCGCCGACGGAUUGCUUCCGCUCCUCCACGCGGCGAGCCGCGGCGACCUCCGCCUCUUCAAGAGGCUGGUGAGAGAUCUGGAUCAGGGCAGGGGCCGUCCCAGGGAGGUGGUGGAGGCGGCCAAGGACCAAGGUCUCGUGGCGCUGCACUUCGCUGCCGGGAAGGGAAGGCCACGGGUGUGCAGGUACCUGGUCGAGGAGCUAGGGGUCAAUGUGGACGCCGUCGACGAUGGAGGCACCGGCACCCGGCGGUGCGCUCUCCGGGACUCUGCCACUUGAAGGGGCGAGGAGGAGCUACGGAUGCUAGCGAUUAACAACGUUGUGCAGAAGGAAAGCGCAGGACACUAUUUUGGAUUGGCUUAUAUUUUUCGGGCAAAGUUGUUCGUUUUAUUAACAUGGCAAAGUUCAGACAUUGAUGCAAAACAAAGGUAUGCCUUGAUGCUCACAGGAAACAGAAACAGAGCUACAUGAGAUAAUUUUCAAGAAGUGUUCACUUAUAAUAUUGAAAUAUGUUUUCAUCAGACUAUUGUCAAGAAUUGUUCAAAUGAGACAGUAGCUGUUGGAACAAUAUCUACUUGCAUGACACACUUGCAGGUAGCAGCUUUGAUUCAUCUAUAUUUAAAUUUUCCAUUCAGGUCAUUUUCCACAGAUAUCUUCUGUUGGUUUCUUUCUUUAUUACUACUGUCAAGAAGUGUUCAAAUGUGGCAGUAGGUGUUGUCAAAGAAGCAUAUCAUUUUGUGAUAACUCAAUAACCACCAGCAUUUAGUGCAUGGAUUUUUGUCUAUCAUUUUGUGUGAGAUCAAGCUACAUAAAUUAACACCAGUUUUAUAGGCGAAAAUACACAACCAUUUUUCUUGUUUUGCAGCACAUUAUGAUUCAGUCUGAGGAUGAUCUUCUAUAAGGAAGUUCCCAAGAUGUAUUGAAGUAGAUUCUUUUCAUUUGUUCAUAAUUGAAUCCCAAACAGGACAUUGUGAUAAUGGGUCUUCUCUUUGCUGGUUUUUGAUAGGGCCUUGACAAUUAAAUUACGUUCAUUUGUUUAGUUCUUCUCUGUAACUUAGGGAAACUACUGUUUUAUUCAGCAUUUUCGCUACACAAUAUCAUGUUGACACAUUCCAAAAUUUUGGUUGCAGCGGCUUGAAUUUUAA